ACUUCAACUUCAUUAUAACAUUAGUGAAGAUGCUCUCUACCAACCACUUAUUAAAGUACAAAAUGACAACUUAUUUAACAUCAAUAUUUCUUUAAAUAUAUCCAAAUAUCAUUUUCUUGAGACUUUUCAAAUCUCUUCUUUGAAAGAUCACCUACAGAAUUUGACAAAUGGUUCAACAA
This is a messenger RNA of Racocetra persica, 179 nucleotides long. NCBI's taxonomy places the organism in Eukaryota, Fungi, Glomeromycota, Glomeromycetes, Diversisporales, Gigasporaceae. The record is from the annotation of a GenBank genome assembly.